Messenger RNA from Nanorana parkeri, 1290 nucleotides. It is a transcript of the gene BCL2L2, whose product is annotated as BCL2 like 2. The record is from RefSeq and is a predicted model, not a curated record. Gene Ontology annotation, biological process: negative regulation of intrinsic apoptotic signaling pathway; extrinsic apoptotic signaling pathway in absence of ligand; intrinsic apoptotic signaling pathway in response to DNA damage. Gene Ontology annotation, molecular function: protein homodimerization activity; protein heterodimerization activity. The transcript is spliced from 3 exons. Gene Ontology annotation, cellular component: mitochondrial outer membrane. Bases 172 to 738 code for a protein of 188 amino acids. NCBI's taxonomy places the organism in Eukaryota, Metazoa, Chordata, Amphibia, Anura, Dicroglossidae.
AAGGCGCGCCUCCGCGUGAUGUCAUCGGGCGUCGCCAUGACAGAGCCGGAAGUGUUUCCGUUUUAGCCCGGAGAAGGCAACGGCAGAACGGGCCGAAGGGUAGAGAGCAGCAUGAGAGUAACAUCAACCGUCUCUGGGGGAGCCCCCAGCAGCACAUGACUGAGAGCCUGGAUGGCGCAGUCUGACCCAAGAUCCCGCCCCCUGGUGGAAGAUUUUGUCCAGUACAAGCUGUGUCAGCGGGGUUUGGUUCCAGAGCCAGUUGGACCUCCAUCCUGUAGUCUGCAUUCAGCUAUGCGUGCUGCAGGGGAUGAGUUUGAGGAACGCUUCCGGCAGGCUUUCAGUGAAAUAUCUACACAGAUACAUGUGACACCUGGGACAGCAUACACACAUUUUGCGGAGGUAGCAGGUGGUCUGUUCCAAGGUGGGGUAAACUGGGGUCGCGUGGUGGCAUUCUUUGUGUUUGGAGCUGCACUUUGUGCAGAGUGUGUCAACAAAGAGAUGGCUCCCCUUCUACCACGGAUUCAAGACUGGAUGGUGAUCUUUAUGGAGAACAACUUGAGAGACUGGAUGCAGAGCAAUGGGGGAUGGAAUGGGUUUCUAACUUUGUAUGGUGAUGGUGCUAUAGAAGAAGCAAGAAGACAGCGUGAAGGAAACUGGGCCUCUCUGAAAACCGUACUAACUGGGGCAGUGGCUCUUGGGGCUCUUAUGACUGUAGGAGCUCUGUUUGCCAGCAAAUGACACAUAAAGAAACAGACACCAAAUGUCCUCUGCAAGCAGUGUGCUUUAUCCAUGCACAACAAGAAGUGUGUUUGUAGAUGAAUGGCACUGUUAGAGUAUGUGACGGUUGUUGCCUGUGUGCUUCUGUGUAUGUUUCUUUGUUUUAAUAUGAUGUUGUUUUUGCAGCAUACGAGUAUGUAUUUUGUGUGUCCGACUGCAUUAAAGAUUACAGGUAUUGUCUGUAUGCUGAUUUUCUGAGUGUGAUCAUGCAUGUCUGCAUUCUAGUGUUUUUCUGUGCAUGUGUACUCAAUAUGUCUUUCUCUGUGUGGAUGAAAUGUUUGUAUGGCUCCAUUAUAUGAUGCUUUGUGUAUGGAAGAGAGAACUGUAUUGCUUUGUCUACAUUUGUGUCUGUGAGCAGUGCUGGUAUUUAUUGCUUCUCCUUGCUGCUGGUGAUUUAGUCUAAUGAAUUUGUAGUAGGAGGGAGCUUCUUUCUCUCUACAAGAUUCUUCUCUUCUGUGCAUUUGAGGACAGUAAACACGCAUGAGUAGAGCUAACAGUCUCAAAUCAACAAUA